GGGGGUGGCGAUGGUACCCUACGCGCACAGAUUCGUCGUCCUCCCCCAAUUCCAGAGCUUCUUGGAGUGCAAAUCCGAAUCGGAAAGCGGCGGAGCUCAUCGAUCUCGCCGGCAAAUCGGAAGGAAUUCGCCGGAGAGAGAGAGAGAGGGAGGGAGGAUAUGGCAGGUGCUGGAAUGCACCCCUACCACCAGCAAUGGGCCCCCGCCACCGCCGCCGCUCCGCCCCCAGCCCCAGCGCCCGCCGUCGCCGCUCCCCCUCCCCCGCCCCACGCCCACCCCUCUCCCAUCGCUUCUCACGACGAGGUCCGGACGAUCUUCAUCACCGGCCUCCCGGACGAUGUCAAAGAGAGGGAGCUCCAGAAUCUGCUCAGGUGGUUGCCCGGCUACGAGGCGUCGCAAGUGAACUUCAAAGGCGAAAAGCCUAUGGGUUUUGCGCUGUUCUCGACGGCUCAGCUCGCGCUUGCCGCUAAGGACACGCUGCAGGAUAUGGUUUUCGAUGCGGAGUCAAAAUCCGUCUUACACACCGAGAUGGCCAAGAAGAAUCUGUUUGUCAAGAGAGGAAUUGUGGCAGAUUCUGGAGUUUACGACCAAAGUAAACGCAUGCGAACUGGUGGUGACUAUACCCACGCUGGCUAUGCCAGUCCCUCUCCAUUUCACCCCCCUCCAGCACCUGUUUGGGGACCACAUGGGUAUAUGGCUCCCCCUCCUCCUCCACCUUAUGAUCCAUAUGCAGCUUAUCCUGUAUCUGCGGUGCCAAUGCCUGCUCCUGCUCCUGUUCCAGCACCUACCAACUAUGUGCCUGUACAGAACAUGAAAGACAAUCCCCCAUGCAAUACCUUGUUUAUUGGGAAUCUUGGGGAGAAUGUGAACGAGGAAGAGCUCAGGGGUCUUUUCUCUGUGCAACCUGGUUUUAAGCAGAUGAAGAUCCUUAGGCAGGAAAGACAUACGGUUUGCUUCAUUGAGUUUGAAGAUGUUAAUAGCGCCACAAAUGUACAUCACAGUUUGCAGGGUGCUGUUAUCUCGAGCUCUGGUUCUGUUGGCAUGCGAAUUCAAUACUCAAAGAACCCAUUUGGGAAAAGAAAGGAUGCCAGCCAGCUUGUUGCAGCUCCAGGUGCCAAUGGAGCUCCACAGACUAUGACUUAUCAGUAGCUUGAAGGGGACGUACUCUGUUUCUCAUGCUCAACAAAAUCGAACUGCCUGAUCAUAGGAUGCAUCUUGCAGCUGUUCCAUGCAUCCAUUCACCAUCAAGUCAUGAACAUUGGCAUCUCUCUCUUCAUGUGGAUGAGAACACCUAGAUAGUUGUAUCAUUAACAUGUCAUCUGGCCAUGUUAUAGUUACUGAAGUCAUGCAUUUGUUAAGCAGGACAUACUUUUGCCUGGAUUAGUUUAUAGAGGUUGACAUAUUUAUCUGUACGUUUGUCUGGUGCAUCAGUCUGCACUAUAUUUGGUUUAUUUGCUUUAGCACCUCAGUUGCCAUUCAGUUCAUUGACAUAAGCAAUCACAAAGUCCAUCAGUAGAUGACAUGUCAUGCAGAUGUAGUGGGCUAUUGAAAGCCUAAACAUAUCAUGGACAUGGAGAUAACGAUAUUCGGACAUUGGAAAAACACCCUCUAUCAUCUUUAACUGUCUCAUAGCAUUAUUACUCUUGCCAUUAUAACAACAUCAGUCAUAGACAUAUAGCGAGUUGAAUAUCCUUGUGUCCCAAGCGAGGAAGUCAUUACACUGUUUUGGCAGAAUUAUUCAGAGAAUCGAGAUUACAAGUUGCUGUGACUUUGGUACAGGCUCGGUAAUUAACAAAUGAGAAAGCGCCGUACUUCUGAGGAGGUCCAAGCGCUGCAGCUGCUUUUUCUAACAGGUGAUUUUGCUUUUAGGCAGGAGUGCUCUUAGAUUAGCGUCCCUCCCUUAAGUUGACAGAUUCACGGGGCAGAUCUUAUCUUGAAUUUAGAACUGUACAGAAAGUUCUUUCGAGGCAUAUCUUCAAUUUUCGGAUAAUCGUAGUCAUAAGAGCUUUCUGAUGUAUGAACUUGAAAUUUCAAAGUCAGGUGCUGACAUGAUGCGCUCACUCAAUCCUCCAAUUUGUUUAA
Syzygium oleosum is the source of this 2082-nucleotide messenger RNA. RefSeq lists its product as uncharacterized. Gene Ontology annotation, molecular function: mRNA binding. The transcript is spliced from 9 exons. The coding region runs from base 160 to 1149 and encodes 329 amino acids. NCBI's taxonomy places the organism in Eukaryota, Viridiplantae, Streptophyta, Magnoliopsida, Myrtales, Myrtaceae. The record is from RefSeq and is a predicted model, not a curated record.